AUGUCGUUAAAAAGGAUUUUAGCAUGUCCCAUACUGAGUUGCGUUUUUUGCUUAAUGUUUGCUGAACUUCCUUUAAUUGUUAUUUGUCCUACACUUGAAUAUUUCAAAUUAAAAUAUUUUAAUGAGUUUGACAUUCCGUAUAAUCGAUAUGUUGAAUAUACAGUUACCAUUAUUAAUUUAUCUUUAUCUUCAUUUAGUUUUGCUACCGUAUUAUGGUUAAACAUUCCAAUCGUAUACACGAUUUACACGAUAAACGAAUUAGGGGACAUCCCAUUCUACUGUCCAUCAAAUUAUGAUUAUAAAGAUCCAAAAUUACGAACAGUAUGUCAAGUUCGUUUGGCAAAUUUAAUAUGCAUGUGGUUAAUGUUUUUGGGUAUCUUGGUGACCGGUAUCACCAUGUGCAUUCCAAGGGAGAUUCUAAUCGAUUUGUUCAAUGAUGAUGGCAUUGAUGAAGAGUAUCAAAGGUUCAAUAAUAGGGGAGACGGGUAUCAAAGCAUAAAACAAAAUGAUUCAAGUAAUAGAAAUAUUCUCAUAACCAAACCGGAUGAGCCAAAUAGAUCAUCGGUUGGAAGGACAAAUGCCAAUGGAUCCUCUAAACAACAGGAUAAACGUAAAGGGAGGGAGGAAACCUUUGGAUUUAAUAAUGAUGAAUUACAAAAAUUGGCUGAUGAUUCAAACGAUGACAAUAGACUUAAACACAUUGUUUAA
Messenger RNA from Funneliformis geosporum, 708 nucleotides. Lineage: Eukaryota; Fungi; Glomeromycota; Glomeromycetes; Glomerales; Glomeraceae. The record is from the annotation of a GenBank genome assembly.